Drosophila mauritiana is the source of this 1301-nucleotide messenger RNA. RefSeq names its product probable insulin-like peptide 1 (gene Ilp1). The transcript has a single exon. The coding region runs from base 678 to 1148 and encodes 156 amino acids. Gene Ontology annotation, molecular function: hormone activity. The record is from RefSeq and is a predicted model, not a curated record. NCBI's taxonomy places the organism in Eukaryota, Metazoa, Arthropoda, Insecta, Diptera, Drosophilidae. Gene Ontology annotation, cellular component: extracellular region.
GAGCGAUUUCGCACACUGCCGCCGGAGGAGCUUCAUCGAAGCAUACUUUCCUCCUGGCCACGACAUGCUAAUGAGGCUGCCACACUGUCAGCCAUCGGCUUACAUUCCCCUUUACACCAUUCCGUGCCACUGCCACUGCCCCUGCCCCACGGAUAUCUGGUCGUAAUCGUAAUCGCAAUCGACAGCAGUCAGAGCCUCUUAGCGGCAAUGUAACAGGUUGCGCGAACGGGUUAUGCUUUGAAGUGGGCGGAUUUUUUUUGGCGGUGAUUACACUGAAAACUAUGGUCGAAGAAGCUGUGUGCAUCAAUUCUCAACUGAGAGCAAGUCCCAUUUGGCUAACUCUUCUCAAUAUCUUAAAAAUGUCUUACAAAUACAUUCUAAAAUAUAGCUAUAGAUAGGAAUAUUUACUAAGAAAUACAAUACCCCAACUACCAAAAUAACAGUGCAUCGCUUUUCCAUCGAGAUCGGGAGUGGAGCUAGAAAUAGAGUUUGAAUUUUUAGGGUAAACCGUACCUGAAACAUGGGUGGUCAAAGGAUUUGCAGUUGGCACGCCCGAGGGCCAUGCUAUGCCACUGCAAUGCUAGACUGCAGAAGAGGCCAUUGAACUGCAUUAGCUAGCUUCCGUUUUAGUGGUAUAAAUACCAGUUGCAGCCCAGAGCAUCCACUGCAUAUCCAAGAUGUUUAGCCAGCACAACGGUGCAGCAGCACAUGGCCUUCGGCUGCAGUCGCUGCUUAUCGCAGCCAUGCUCACCGCCGCAAUGGCAAUGGCCACGCCGACUGGCAGUGGUCACCAGUUGCUGCCCCCCGGGAACCACAAGCUCUGCGGGCCCGCACUGUCCGAUGCCAUGGAUGUGGUGUGUCCCCAUGGCUUUAAUACGCUGCCAAGGAAACGUGAAAGCCUGCUGCUGGCCAACAGCGACGACGACGAGGACGCGAAGCAGGAGGAGGAGGAUGAUAGCAGCAUGUGGCAGACGCUGGACGGGGCAGGAUACUCCUUCAGUCCACUGCUAACCAAUCUGUACGGAUCCGAGGUCCUGAUCAAGACGCGUCGUCGCUACAGGAGACACCUGACCGGUGGCGUCUACGACGAGUGCUGCGUCAAGACCUGCAGCUACUUGGAGUUAGCCAUCUACUGUCUACCGAAAUAGGACACGUGGCCAACACUCACUCAUUACCCAGCAUGCAUACACAUACAUACGUACACUUAAACAUGGCAUUCCCACAUACAUCCUAUAUGUACACCCGUUCCCCCAACAGCAUUCGUAAUCCAAUUCGUAAUCACUUAUUUAUGCAGCACCAAC